AUGUAUAAAAAAAUCUCUUUAUAUCUAUCUAUCUAUCUAUCUAUCUAUCUAUACGAAAUGUUUUUUUUUCUUUCUUUCUUUCUUUCUUUCUUUCUUUCUUUCUUUCUUUCUUUUGCCCGAUUCUUUCUUUCUUUCUUUCUUCUUAGCACCUUUUCCUCAUGUGUUUUCUUUCAAUGUAUUUGCUUUAUUCUCGUGUCAUUUCGUGUUCUUCCUUUACCGGGACGCUAUAUUUUGCCUGUUCUUAUAUUCCUCACGUCUGGUGCACCGGUUGACGGGCACCCAGAGAUAGGAGAACCGUGUCGCCCCCGACAACGUCUUUCUCCUUUCAUUGCAAGAGAUUUUCGGGAGGGAGGGGGGCGAGAGAGCGAAAAACGGCCCUUCCCUUUCUUCCUGACUUACAAAACGCCCCUCUCCACCCCCACCAACACCCUCGACCUUCUUCCGUUCAUUGGUUCUUUCCAUAACUCUCUUCCUUUUUUUUUUUCCUCCUCUUUUUAUCAUAUUUUGUUUUUCAUUUCGGUAUUUCUUCCUUUCUUUAUUCAUUUUCUUUCUGUUUCUUUUUUUCUUUCUUUAUUCAUUUUCUUUCUAUUUCUUUCUUACUUUCUUCAUUCAUUUUCCUUCUAUUUCUUUCUUUCGCACUUUCUUUCUUUCUUCAUUUAUUUUCAUUCUACUUCUUUCUUUCUUUCUUCAUUCUAUUUUAUUCUUUCUUUCUUCAUUCAUUUUCCUUCUAUUUCUUUCUUUCUUUCUUUCUUACUUUCUUCAUUCAUUUUCCUUCUAUUUCUUUCUUUCGCUCUUUCUUUCUUUCUUUCUUUAUUCAUUUAUUUUCAUUCUACUGCUUUCUUUCUUUCUUCAUUUUAUUUUAUUCUUCCUUCAUUCAUUCAUUUUCUUUCGAUUUCUUUCUUUAUUUAUUCAUUAAUUUUUCCUUCUAUUUUUCUUUCUUUAUCCAUUCAUUUUCCCUCUGUUUCUUUCUUUUUUUAUUCAUUUAUUUCCCUUGUAGUUCCUUCUUUAUUCCUUCAUUUUCCAUCUAUUUCUUUUUUUCUUUCUUUCUUUAUUCAUUCAUUUUCUAUUUCUUUCUUUCUUUAUUCAUUCAUUUUCUUUCUAUUUCUUUCAGCACCGAGAGUUGAUAUCUAUCUAUCUAUCUAUCUAUCUAUCUAUCUAUCUAUCUAUCUAUCUAUCUAUUCUUCUCAUUACUAUCUAAAAUCUAUCUAUCUUCUUAUCUAUCUAUCUAUCUAUCUAUCUAUCUAUCUAUCUAUUCUUCUCAUUACUAUCUAUCUAUCUAUCUAUCUAUCUAUCUAUCUAUCUAUCUAA
This is a messenger RNA of Acanthosepion pharaonis, 1308 nucleotides long. The record is from the annotation of a GenBank genome assembly. NCBI's taxonomy places the organism in Eukaryota, Metazoa, Mollusca, Cephalopoda, Sepiida, Sepiidae.